Messenger RNA from Egretta garzetta (little egret), 1587 nucleotides. Its product is annotated as polypeptide N-acetylgalactosaminyltransferase 13. Bases 1 to 1587 code for a protein of 528 amino acids. The transcript is spliced from 11 exons. NCBI's taxonomy places the organism in Eukaryota, Metazoa, Chordata, Aves, Pelecaniformes, Ardeidae. Gene Ontology annotation, cellular component: Golgi apparatus. The record is from RefSeq and is a predicted model, not a curated record.
AUGAGGAGAUUUGUUUACUGCAAGGUGGUCCUAGCCACUUCUCUCAUGUGGGUGCUCGUGGAUGUCUUCUUACUUCUGUACUUCAGUGAAUGUAAUAAAUGUGAUGACAAGAAAGAGAGGUCUCUACUGCCUGCUCUGAGGGCCGUUAUCUCCCGAAACCAAGAAGGGCCCGGCGAGAUGGGGAAGGCUGUGCUCAUUCCGAAGGACGACCAGGAGAAGAUGAAAGAGCUGUUCAAAAUCAACCAGUUCAACCUCAUGGCCAGCGACCUGAUUGCCCUGAACCGAAGUUUGCCGGACGUGAGAUUGGAUGGGUGCAAGACCAAAGUCUACCCCGACGAACUCCCCAACACAAGCGUAGUCAUCGUGUUCCACAACGAAGCCUGGAGCACUCUGCUUCGGACCGUGUACAGCGUUAUAAACCGCUCGCCGCACCGCCUGCUUUCUGAAAUCAUCCUGGUGGACGAUGCCAGCGAGAGAGAGUUUUUGAAGGCCUCGUUGGAGAAUUACGUGAAAAAUCUGGAGGUCUCCAUAAAAAUCAUCCGGAUGGAGCAGAGGUCGGGGCUGAUCCGCGCGCGGCUCCGCGGGGCAGCGGCCUCCAAAGGGCAGGUGAUCACGUUCCUGGACGCGCACUGCGAGUGCACCCUGGGCUGGCUCGAGCCGCUGCUGGCCAGGAUAAAGGAGGACAGGAAAACUGUUGUCUGCCCGAUCAUCGAUGUGAUCAGCGACGACACGUUUGAAUACAUGGCUGGCUCAGACAUGACUUACGGAGGGUUUAACUGGAAGCUGAACUUCCGCUGGUAUCCUGUCCCCCAGCGAGAGAUGGACAGGAGGAAAGGAGACAGGACCUUGCCUGUCAGGACCCCUACUAUGGCUGGUGGCCUAUUUUCUAUUGACAGAAACUACUUUGAAGAGAUAGGAACUUACGAUGCAGGAAUGGAUAUCUGGGGUGGCGAGAAUCUUGAAAUGUCUUUUAGGAUUUGGCAGUGCGGCGGCUCCCUGGAGAUUGUCACCUGCUCGCACGUCGGCCACGUUUUCCGGAAGGCAACACCUUACACCUUCCCCGGGGGAACGGGGCACGUCAUCAACAAGAACAACAGGAGGCUGGCAGAGGUCUGGAUGGAUGAGUUCAAGGACUUCUUCUAUAUAAUAUCCCCAGGUGUCGUCAAGGUGGAUUACGGCGAUGUAUCCGUCAGAAAAGCGCUGAGGGAAAACCUGAAGUGUAAACCCUUCUCGUGGUACCUGGAGAACAUCUAUCCCGACUCCCAGAUUCCACGGCGCUACUACUCGCUGGGGGAGAUCAGGAACGUUGAAACCAACCAGUGUUUGGACAACAUGGGCCGCAAGGAAAAUGAAAAAGUGGGCAUUUUCAACUGCCACGGCAUGGGAGGAAAUCAGGUGUUUUCGUACACGGCUGACAAAGAGAUCCGCACGGACGACUUCUGUGCCAAGCUCACCCUGAGGCACGUCAACAGCAACCAGUGUCUGGAUGAGCCGUCGGAGGAGGACAAGAUGGUUCCCAGCAUGAGGGAGUGCGGCGACGGCCGCUCCCAGCAGUGGCUGCUGCGCAACAUGACCCUGGGUGCCUGA